Molecule: messenger RNA, 3678 nt
Organism: Doryrhamphus excisus (bluestripe pipefish)
Lineage: Eukaryota; Metazoa; Chordata; Actinopteri; Syngnathiformes; Syngnathidae
Gene: arhgef2b
Product: rho/rac guanine nucleotide exchange factor (GEF) 2b
Biological process (GO): cell morphogenesis; regulation of Rho protein signal transduction; actin filament organization
Cellular component (GO): ruffle membrane; cytoskeleton
Molecular function (GO): microtubule binding; guanyl-nucleotide exchange factor activity
Source: RefSeq, a predicted model, not a curated record
ACGCUGCCAUGGCGAUGAAGUCUACCUCCAGGUUUCGGCUCGUCCCGAUAUUGAAAUCGAACCCGUCUGGCGUGUCCUGGGCGGGACUACUUAUACGACCGGCUAAGGGAUUGGUUGACAGCGACAACAGUGCGUUGAGCUCUGAUUGGACACAAGUGUAGACACCAGCUGUCAGUCCCAGUCAAGCUACGCCCCUGCGUUCAGACCGCAGACUGUUUCUGGACCGGGACCCAAAACCUUGGCUGAUUCCGGCAGAUAUCGAUCAGUGAUCGGUGAUUGAUUGGUCCCCUUGGACGGACGGACGGGAUGUCCCGGCUGUUGGAGGGAAGGAAGGCGGACAAGAUGAAAGACAUGAACGUAAAGAACAAAGAGAAAGAGCGCCAGAAGGAGCGGGAGAAGGAGGCCCGUUCCAGUAAAGGUCAUCUCUUCACCUCCCUCACCGUCUCCUCCACCACCUUGUGUUCCGCAUGCAACAGAAGCAUCACCGCCAAGGAGGCGCUCAGCUGCCCCGCAUGUAACGUCACCAUUCACAACCGCUGCAGAGACAGUCUGGCUAGCUGUGCCAAGAUGAAGCAGAAGCAACAGAAGUUGGCGAUGGCGAGGAACAGUUCUGCCCUUCAGAAUGUGGCUCUACGGGCAAAGACCCCAAUUAUUAAGGAGCGCCCCAGCUCGGCUAUCUACCCGUCAGACAGCCUCCGACAGUCUCUGCUCGGCUCACGGCGCGUUCGUUCGGGCCUGUCGCUUGGCAAGAGCGUCUCCACCAAUAACAUUGCUGGAGUCAGUGAGGAACAUGUGGGUCUAAGGAGGAUUCUGUCUCAGUCCACCGAGUCUCUGAACUUCAGGAGCAGGACAUUGUCCAUGGAGUCUCUCACUGACGACGGAGAGUGGUGGUGGAGCCCCCUGCUAGAGGAGCUGCAGGUGGAGGGCCGCAGCGUUCAGGCUGACAGUUGGAGUCUCGUUGUGGAGCCAAAGUUUCUCCAGACGCUCCAUAAAGACGUGAUCAAACAACAGGACGUCAUAUACGAGCUGAUUCAGACGGAAUUUCACCACGUGCGGACGCUGCGGAUUAUGGAGGGCGUGUACAGGCGGGGGAUGCUGGAGGAGGUGAUGCUGGAGGCGGGCGUGGUUCACACCAUUUUCCCAUGUCUGGACCAGCUGCUGGAACACCACUCAGCCUUCCUGUCCCAACUUCUGGCAAAGAGGAAGCAGGGCGCCGUGGAGGGAAGCUCCACCAACUUCAUCGUCCCAAACAUCGGAGAGUUGCUGCUCACACAGUUUUCAGGUCAGUGUGCAGAAGACAUGAAGAAAGUUUACUCCGAGUUCUGCAGUCGCCAUCCCAAAGCUGUAAAACUCUACAAAGACGUUCUAACGCGGGACAGAAGGCUCCAGCAGUUCAUCAGGCGUGCCUGUCGCGGACCUCUGCUGCGUCGCCAUGGCGUCCAGGAGUGUAUCCUGCUGGUCACCCAGAGGAUCACUAAAUAUCCCGUUCUCCUUCAGAGACUGCUCGACAACACCAAAGGUAACGAGGAGGAGGCGCGAGCUCUUAACCAAGCAUUGGUCCUCCUCAAGGAGCUGAUCAGCUCAGUGGAUCAGGAGGUUCUGGAGCUAGACCGAACCAGGAGGCUGCAGGAAGUCCAGGCCCGUUUGGACCCCCGUGCACAAGCAGUUGUCCGGGACGGAGGCGUGUUCCGAGGAGGAGAGCUACAGCGAAGGAGGCUCCUCCAUGAAGGAAUGCUCUUCUGGAAGGUCCAAGGCUCCAGAAUGAAAGAUGUUCAGGUGCUGCUGAUGUCGGACAUCUUGGUCUUCCUUCAAGAGAAGGACCAAAAGUUCACGUUUGCCUCCUUUGACAAGUCCCCCGUGGUCUCUCUCAACAAGCUGAUUGUCAGAGAUAUAGCCAAUCAGGAGCGAGGAAUGUACCUGAUCAGUGACUCCACCCCUCCAGAGAUGUACGAGCUGCAUGCUUCCUCUAAAGAUGACCGACGCACCUGGAUGACCCGGAUCCAGCAGGCCACACUCAGUUGUCCAUCCAGAGAAGAAUUCCCUCUGAUUGAAACAGAAGACAAGGCUUUACUGCGACGACUCAAAGCCGACAUCUUGCAGAAGGAUCGGGAGGUGUUGGAGCUCCUGCAGGAGCGCGUCACCUUGUUCUCCGAGCUUGUGGAGGCAACAGGAAAAGGCGGAGCUGGAGACGCCAGCACGUCGUCACGGUCGGUCAACAGGAACUUGUUUCGAGCGGACACCACACACACUCCUCCUGCUGAGCCGCUGCUCACGGCCGCCAUUUCUGAAGUGGACAAACUGAGCCACCUGCUGGCAGGAUCCAGCAUCACUAAAGCAUCUGUCGCCAACGGCAACCAGGAGCUAACCAACGGCGAACCUGCGUCACUCAACGGUUCUUUGGAGCUGAACAUUAACUCCUCAAAGGACACAAACGGAAACCAGCUGCAAGAAAGGACAUUAAAAGAGGAAGUUUGUCAGCGUCUGGUCAGUUUGAGCACGCAACUUCACGCCCUUCAGGCGGCCGUGAUUCGUCAGGACUCCAUGCUGGAACUCUUUGUCAAAACGACCCCUGUUCCCGGCCCGGCCUCUGGCCCACGCCUCAAUCGGUCCGUGUCACGGGACACAGGCCUGGAUGGAAGCGGGGAUGUAGCGCUGCUGCGGCGACAGCUGGAGCUUCUUCAGGAGGAAGUGACACGGCUGCGUCUCAAGGAGGGGGAGCCUCUAAAAGAGGAGGCGGAGCCAUGCAGCAGGAGGAGGAGCAACGGAGAGCGCAGUGAUGCCAUUAAGGGAGAACAGGCAAGGAGAAGGCGGGGCAGCCGAGAGUUGGAACCACACCCCCUCGCUCCAUUGGCCACUCAUGACCCGGUCGACCAAUUAGACGGCGUUCAGGAAAGAGAUGAGGAAGACAUUGUGAAGAUUUCACCUCGCUCUGACAGCCCUAGAGACCUGCAGGACAUUCCAGAAGAAAGCGAGUGUGGAGCAGAUCCUAGUUAAUGUAUCACUGUGAUGUCGCGGUGAUUUCACUGUGAUGUCACAGCUAAACAAGGAAAAAGUUGCUGUCGUGAUGUCAUUUCCUGCUCCAGAAACAGUUUCGCUCAUAAAACAGGAAGUGUGUCACUGGAGUGGGCGGAGCUAAUGACUUUGUAAAAAUCCCACUCAAAGAGAUUUGGACAGGUGACUACAUAUGGACACUAUUUAUUUAUUACGUAAAUGUAGUUUGUUGGUUUUUGUAGAAAAGCCAGCGUUUAAUGCAUGUCCAAGAAAAAAGAGGUGACCGGCCUUGUUGGUGUUAAUUGUUGCUCUGUAUUAUUGAAAUAGCUGAAAUGUAACAGGGAAACUGGAGACAUGGACACAAAGUAACGACACGAUUGUGGACACCAACUUCCAGUGACUUUCAGCUGAUCCGUCUUAUGUAUUUUCAUCAAGAUAGAACAUUUUUUUCUCAAGAGAAAUGUGUACAUGAUUUUUAAGUUCUUCAUAAAAUAUCACAUAAUCGCUGCAUGCCUCUUUAAUUUUCAUCUUCAUUACUUUAUUAUGAUUGAGAUAUAUACAAAUAAAUACAUUUGAGCGAUAGAAAUAUAGCGAUCUAGAAAUCUAAGAUAACUAGUGUACACUUUACGUGUCUCAGUUAUAUAAAUGCUGUAUAACAAUUUAGAAAUCUAAGACUUGAGAAAUAAC